Molecule: messenger RNA, 1167 nt
Organism: Cyphellophora europaea CBS 101466
Lineage: Eukaryota; Fungi; Ascomycota; Eurotiomycetes; Chaetothyriales; Cyphellophoraceae
Product: agmatinase
Exons: 2
Coding region: 1-1167 (388 amino acids)
Molecular function (GO): metal ion binding; agmatinase activity
Source: RefSeq, a predicted model, not a curated record
AUGCGUGCAAUCAUGCAUUUGACAAAGUUGUGUACGAUUUGGGGAUCUCUCCUUACGACCCUGGUGCUGACAAGGGACAUUGUUCUGCCCCCAAUAUUGGAGAUCCAGCUCGAUGGUCAUCAAGCGUCGAUGGGAGCGAGAUCAGCAGAUUUCAGUCCAGAUCAGACUUAUGCUGGCUUAACGACAUAUGCCAACCUACCUUGGCUUCACUGCUUGUCAACUGACAGUAGUAUUACCCCGUUUGAUAUUGCCUUCCUGGGUGCCCCAUUUGAUACCGGCACAACGGGUCGGCCAGGUGCGAGAUUCGGACCAACUGGCAUUCGCUUGGGCUCGAGACGCAUACAUGCAGGAGGAUCUUGGAGUCCAUAUACUCACGAGAACUCAUUCCAGAGCUGGGCUCGGAUCGUGGACUGUGGCGACGCUCCUUUGACCUUCUUGGAUAACACAGCGGCAUUGAAACAGCUUGGUCAAGCUCAUAAGACUGUGUCGAACCGGCAGACCAACGCAACGGAGCUGGCAAGUGUCCCUCGCAUCAUUACGUUAGGCGGAGACCACCUUACGACUCUCGCUGCCUUGAGGUCCACUUACAAUCACUGGGGUGCUGUAAGCGUCAUUCACUUCGAUAGCCAUAUAGAUACCUGGGAUCCAAAACUGCUCGGCGGUGGCAUCUCCCAUUAUGCUGGAGUCAACCAUGGGACUUUUCUUCAUAUCGCCCAUGAGGAAGGGCUGAUCCUGAAUGCAUCCGCUCACGCCGGCAUUCGUGCUCCAGCAGUCAACAAGAAGUACGACUGGAAGAAUGAUAAACGAUGCGGAUUUGAGAUUGUGACGGCGCGAGACAUUGACAAGAUUGGUGUCGCCGGCAUCAUCGAUAAACUAAAGGCCCGAGUCGGGAGUAACAAGGUAUACAUCUCGGUGGAUAUUGAUGUACUGGAUCCUGCUCAUGCACCCGCGACUGGGACCGCUGAGGUUGGAGGCUGGACAACGCGUGAGCUGCUCUCGAUCCUCGACGGUCUGGAAGGACUGAAGGUGAUCGGGGCUGAUGUGGUCGAAGUUGCGCCGGUUUAUGACAAUGCUGGCGAGACCACGACGCUUGCUGCCGCCGAGGUAGCACACAGCCUGAUGACAUUGAUGGUGCAGACGCCGGUGAAAGCCCUGAUAGAUGAAUGA